Periconia digitata is the source of this 1100-nucleotide messenger RNA. The record is from the annotation of a GenBank genome assembly. Lineage: Eukaryota; Fungi; Ascomycota; Dothideomycetes; Pleosporales; Periconiaceae.
UAUAUCGCGACAAAAUGGUGAAGCAUCAUCUCAUGAUAGGGACAUGGACUCCCCCAGGCGUCAUCAUCACUGUGGCUUUCGACGAUGAGAAAUUGACUCUUGAGUUGGUCAAGAAGACUGAAAUUCCUCAAGAUGAGCCCAUUAGCUGGAUGGCUUUGGAUCACCAAAGAAAAAAUGUCUACGGCGCAAGCAUGAAGAAAUGGAGCUCCCAUCGCAUAGAUAGCCCCAGCGAGAUUGUACAUACGGGCAGCUUUGAGAUUGGGGGAGACCCAAAAGCAAAAUAUGCUUCAACCAAAACUCGCGCGAUAUUCCUCCUCCCAGCGCGCAAACCACCGUACAACGUCUACUGCAACCCCUUCUACGAUCAUGCAGGAUUCGGCAACGUCUUCUCCGUCACCCCUUCGGGCGCAUUAGACAAGAACAUCCAAGAUUACGAAUACUGCCCUCAGACUGCUAUACACGGAAUGGUCUUCGACCCUACCGAAACCUAUCUAUACUCCUCCGACAUGUGGGCAAAUCGAAUAUGGUGUCACAAGAAGAUUGAUGAUGAGGGUAGGGUAGAAACAGUAGGCUACACAGAAGCGCCAGGAGCAAAGGAUCAUCCGCGAUGGGUCGAAUGCCAUCCCAACGGCCGAUUUCUAUAUGUUCUGAUGGAAGCGGGGAAUCGAAUUUGCGAGUACGUUGUUGAUCCGAAAACGAAACUUCCUAUAUACACGGAGCGAUGCUGGCCGUUGAUCCCACCAGACAUCCCAAACCCUCACAUGUACCGAUCCGACGUAGUAUUCCUCACUCAAUCCUCAAAAUACCUUUUUGCAACCUCGCGCGCAAACUCCUUCGACCUCACCGGCUACAUCGCCGCCUUCUCCAUCGCUCCCUCCGGCGCCGUCGAACGCCAGAUCUGUCUCAAUCCCACCCCCACUUCCGGCGGCCACAGCAAUGCUGUCAGCCCGUGCCCGUGGACAGACGAAUGGCUAGCGCUGACGGAUGAUGAGAAGGGUGGCAUUGAAAUCUAUAGAUGGCAUAAGGAGUUUUUGGCGAGAGUGGCGAGGUUGGAGAUUGGAGAGAAAGGGUUUGGGAUGAAUGCUGUUUGGUAUGAUUAA